Messenger RNA from Drosophila elegans, 2418 nucleotides. RefSeq names its product nucleolar complex protein 2 homolog (gene Noc2). The coding region runs from base 58 to 2364 and encodes 768 amino acids. Gene Ontology annotation, molecular function: transcription corepressor activity; histone binding. Gene Ontology annotation, biological process: ribosomal large subunit biogenesis; negative regulation of transcription by RNA polymerase II. The transcript is spliced from 2 exons. Gene Ontology annotation, cellular component: nucleoplasm; Noc2p-Noc3p complex; Noc1p-Noc2p complex. NCBI's taxonomy places the organism in Eukaryota, Metazoa, Arthropoda, Insecta, Diptera, Drosophilidae. The record is from RefSeq and is a predicted model, not a curated record.
CCGGCAACCCUGUUGAGCGGCACACGUGCGAUUUUGUUUUAGUUUGCUCGUGUUAAAAUGAAGUUGGCUUCCAAAAAAGUUAAAACCCUGGGCAAAACAAAGCCCGGGAUCAAAAAAAAUAAGCCCGCAAAGGAUGCCAUCAAAAAGCCGAAGACCAAGAAGGCAGAAAAGCCCUCAGAAUCCAAGGCUGUCACCACGAAACCGAAGCAGAAGACCACUGCUCCAGUGAAAUCUGGAAAGCCUGCAAAGAAGGGAGCCAAAAAAUCACACAAGGAGGAGCUGGAAGGACUCAAGGAUAUAGAUCCGGAAUUCUACGAUUUCCUCAAGAAGAAUGACAAGAAGCUGCUGGACUUCAAUCUGCUGGACAGCGAUGAGAGUGAAGAUGAGGAGAAGGAGGAAGACAAAGGCAAGAAGGCGGCUGAAGAAAGCGAAGACGACGACGAGGAUAACGAAGAGAAGUAUCACAAACCCAGCGAGGACUUGGCCGUGGCCAGUGAUGAAAGCGACUUCGACGAUGAGGAAGAGGACGACGAAUCCCCCGCUGGAGGCACCCAGAAGAUCACUCUCAACCUGUUGCGUCAGUGGGAGCAGCAGUUGGGCCAGGACAACGUCUCCAUCGACAUUGUGCGCAAGGUGAUCCAGGCCUUCAACUCAGCCCUGGCCAGCAUCUCGGCCGAUGGAGCUGAUGGCGGCGAGAACCAGCCCAAUGCAGCUGCCUUCAAGGUGGUCGGAGCAGCCGCUUUUAAUGGAGUCAUCCAGCUGUGUGUGCUCCACCUGCAGCCCGCCAUCAUCCGAGUGCUGGGCGUGAAGCCCAACAGCAGUCUGCCGCUGCACAAGCACAAGAAGUGGGUCAAGGUGCGCGGCUGCCUGCGAUACUACCUCACCGAUCUGAUCCGUCUGGUGGAGCAGGUAUCCAGUGCCAAUAUCCUGGGGGUGCUGCUCAAGCAUCUGCAUCAAAUGGCCGGCAUGGUGGUGCCCUUCUCAGCGCUGGGUAAGACCAUCCUGAAGCGCCUGAUUGUGCUCUGGGCCACUGGAGAUGAGACCGUCCGAGUGCUGGCCUUUCUCUGCAUCCUGAAGAUCACCAGGAAACAGCAGGCCACCAUGUUAAAUCACGUUCUGAAAGCCAUGUACCUGGCAUACGUGCGCAACUCCAAAUUCGUGUCCCCCAACACUCUGCCCGGAAUCAACUUCAUGCGCCGAUCGCUGGUGGAGAUGUUCGCCUUGGAUCUGAACGUGAGCUACCAGCACGCCUUCCUCUACAUUCGGCAGUUGGCCAUUCACCUGCGAAAUGCAGUGAUCCUGAAGAAGAAGGACAGCUUCCAGGCCGUGUACAAUUGGCAGUUUAUCAACUCCAUGCGCCUGUGGGCGGAUCUUCUGGGCGCGAGUGCAAACAAACCGCAGUUGCAGCCGCUGGUUUAUCCUCUUGUCACCAUUGCCACCGGUGUGAUCCGCUUGAUACCCACCGCUCAGUACUUCCCGCUGCGAUUCCACUGUCUGCAGACGCUCAUUUCGCUGGCCAAGGAGACAAAUACAUAUAUUCCUGUGCUGCCGCUGAUUGUGGAGGUCCUGAAGAGCAACACCUUCAAUCGUAAGCACUCGGCAGUGUCGAUGAAGCCGCUGCAGUUCACCUGCGUGCUGAGGCUCAACAAGGGACAGCUGGCGGAAAAUGGCUUCAGGGAUGAGGUGAUCGAGCAGGUGUGUGGUCUGCUGCUGGAAUAUCUCGCUCAUGAGUCCACCUCGUUGGCAUUCAGCGACUUGGUGGUGCCCACUGUGAUGGCCAUUAAAGCCUAUCUUAAGGAUUGCCGGAAUGCGAACUACACGCGCAAGCUGAAACAGGUUCUUGAGAAGAUUCAGGAGAGCGGUCGCUUCAUAGAGCAACAGCGCGGCAAGAGCAGCGUUAACUUUGACAUAAAGGAUGCCCAAGCGGUGGCAGCCUGGGAACAGCAGCUCCGCCUGAAGCGCACGCCCCUGGACAUUUACUACGCCAGCUGGCUGAAGACGCACGAGACCAAGAAGCGACGACAGGCGGCGCAGACGGAUGAAAUCAAUGCCGACUACGAUGUGCCCAAGUUGAAGAAACUGCCGGCCAAAUCGGGAGUGCCUGUGAGGAAUGAGAAUGGAGAGAUCGAGCUGUUCCCCUCGGACUCGGAAGAUGAAGGCGAUGAUGGCCUGGCAUUAGGGUCAGAUGAAGAUGAAGAGGAGCAAGUGGUCGAGGAGGAGGAAGUGGAACAACCAAAAGCCAAGAAGGCCAGGAAGGAGAAACCCGAGAAACUGAAACCCCAACCAACAGCAGCGGAAGAUGAUUAUGACGAGGCUGGCGGAGCCGUGGAUAUAGUUAAGGACUUGGACUUAAACGAUUGGUAGAACAUUUAAGAUCAUUUAACUAUAUUUACGCAAUAAAUUCUUAUAAAAUACCAA